Molecule: messenger RNA, 921 nt
Organism: Cryptosporidium muris RN66
Lineage: Eukaryota; Apicomplexa; Conoidasida; Eucoccidiorida; Cryptosporidiidae
Exons: 3
Coding region: 1-921 (306 amino acids)
Source: RefSeq, a predicted model, not a curated record
AUGAGAGUUAUAUUGCUAGUCCCACUUUCAUUAAGUCUACUAUAUACGAGUGUUUAUGGAAGAAUAGUUAGAUCAAUAAACUAUGGAACAUUGGAACCGCAAUUUUUCCCGGGCACAAUUACAUCACUGAUUCAAACUGCAAGGAAGUUGAUUGGAUCUAAUAUUGAACCUCAGUCUAUUAUUGGUGAAGGAACUGCCCAAAAUAAAGCUGAAGAUUCAGACAAACUAUACAAAAAAGUAGUUUCAGAAUCUAUUUCAGUAUAUCAAAAGGCAAUGAAUGAUGCAAGUACAAAUAAAUUGAGACAAAAGGAUGCAGUUAACCAAAUUCCACCAUUUAUCAAUCCUAGACCCCCAGCAUGCUCAGUGCUACUGACUACAGAACUGGGAUUGGCACUUGACGCCAUAAAUAUAUUUGAUGUCGACUUACUAACAGCAAAGAUAACAAAAGAUGCACUUAUUUUUAUGACGGACCCACAAGACUCAUUCACUACUGUCCGCAGCUUUGCACUCGAUAAAAUCGAAGUACCUUUAGAAUCAAUACAAAACAGUAGAAAAUGUUUCAGAAUGUACUUUGACACUGAACCAAUUGUUAUCUGCGCAAAAUCUGAUGCUCAACGUAAUGAAGUAAUGAACAAAUUGACUGAAGCUGUAUUCUGUAUAAAUAGUGGAAUUACUUUAACACAAUCAAUUGGUAAAGUUGUUGAUACAGGAUUCGCAGAUACAGCAAUAGGGAUGCCACCAUUUACAACGAAAGAUAUAAGAUGGAUUGAACAAAUUGCAAUGAGACAAUUGCAGUAUGCUGGAAAAGUUCAAUCUAAUGUCCUUAACUGGCUUAAAUCAAGGGGAACUCAGCAUGUUGUCGUUAAGAAUCCAUUAGGAGCUAACCCAAUUAUUACUGUGAAUGGUGAAAAGAUGGUGUAG